Molecule: messenger RNA, 1947 nt
Organism: Pecten maximus
Lineage: Eukaryota; Metazoa; Mollusca; Bivalvia; Pectinida; Pectinidae
Product: superoxide dismutase [Mn]-like
Exons: 4
Coding region: 109-894 (261 amino acids)
Biological process (GO): superoxide metabolic process
Molecular function (GO): metal ion binding; superoxide dismutase activity
Source: RefSeq, a predicted model, not a curated record
GCCGACUGCCAAUGACGAGUAAAUUACGAGAACUUCCGAUUGGUUGCGUCUGGUAUUUCACUAAGAAAACUCUAGAGGACUACCAUGCCGAUCACGUGACUGGACAAGAUGGCAGACAAACCGAGUUUACGCUCAUCGCUACUUUCAUUUUGCCUUUUUACUGCCGCCCUGGCUAAGAAAAUGCCAUACGAGUUCAUAGUGGAACAAACAAAUACUUAUAUUCUACCUUCACUCCCUUACGGUUAUAAAGAGUUGGAGCCAUUCAUUGAUGAAGCCACAGUGCGCGUACAUCAUCUCGGUCACCAUGCUGCAUAUACUAACAAAAUGAACGCCGCCAUGCAGCAAUGGGAAAGAGAGAAUGAGAUCAGAGAAACCGAUUCAGUUGUCGAGAAAUCAAUAUUACAAAUUCUGCACAGACUUGAUGAUGUACCAGAAAAAUAUAGAAGUGGAAUAAGAAACAAUGGUGGAGGAUAUGUGAACCACAAUUUAUACUGGUCAGUGAUGUCACCAAAUCCAAACUCAGAUGACAGAGAGCCGAUCAAUCAACUAGGAAAAGACAUGGUUGAAAAUUUUGGAAAUUUUUCUAAUUUCAAAGAAUUGUUUACAAAGGAAGCCCUUUCUCUAUUUGGAUCAGGUUAUGUGUGGCUGAGCAGAGAUAUCAACCAAAAUGGCAAACUUGUCAUUUCGAAAACCACCAACCAGGACUCGCCUUUUGAGGAUGGAUUCCUGCCAAUCUUAGUGAUUGAUAUUUGGGAGCAUGCUUACUACAUCAAACAUCAGAAUCGUCGGCCAAAGCAUGUGUCUGAUUGGUGGAAUCUUGUUGACUGGUCAUCCGUAGAAGAACUUGAUAAAUGGUGGAAAGGACUAAACUAUCUCUUCCAUGAUGAAUUGUAAUUGAUCAACAUCAGUUCUGACCCCAUUUAUCAGUUCACAAGAUCCCUUCUUAAGAUGAUUGAACUUUGAUAAAGAAAAAAUCCCCUAAACUUCAAGUACCGUAUUUAUUCUAAAAAACGCCCCAGGGGCUUGCAAUUUUUCAUAGGGGGGGCGUUUAAUAGAAAGCAAAAUUUCAGUCGAUAACAUGAAACAAGUGUUUAUCUGUCCAUUGUAAAAGGAAGUGACAAACAUUUUGGCACUUGUGUAUGAAAUUGCACUAACAUAAACAUUGUUGUUUUGGUUUAAACUAUUAAAUGUUCUAAUCUCUGGACACAUAUGGAUGGAUAUCAAUAAAACAUGGAAGGGGGAGAGGGCGUUUAUUAGAAUAAAUACGGUAUAUAAUUUUAAGCUCACCAUCUAGAUGGUGGGCCAUAUUCAAAUCGCCUUUCGUCGGUGGGUCAUCUAUUAACAAUCCUCGUUAUAGCUACUACUAGCUCAGAAAGUUCUUCAUGGAUCUUUCUCCAAUUUCACCUCUAGGUUCCACAUGGUCUGAAGUUGUGCAUGUUCCAUUUAGUGUUCUUGAAUUUCAUUUGGAUUCCUCUUGUACCAGUUGAUGUUUUUUAACCCCAUUUCUCAGAACUCUUUAAUGGAUCAUUCCGAGAUUUAUUUUGUUGGUUCCUCUAGAAAAAAUCAGUCUUACAGAGAUUCAAUAAAGGUUAUUUGAUGAUGAGUGCCAAGAUCCCUCAGGGCUGGGACAUUGUUUAUAAUCAGGACAAAAUUGUUUAUUUAGCUUCUUAAUAUACAUGCAUGUAUAUCAUUGGUCCAUCAUGUCAUUGUUCAUCGUAAAUGUAUAUCAUUGUUCCGAAUUCCCAGAUAUUACAGUAAUCUUUCCCAGAUUUCCUUUCACAAACUAAUAUAUGUACCUUCUGUUACGCUCUUAAGAGACUGAUAUUUCAGAUAACCGAGUCCCAACUAUUUUUUUGCUAAAUGAAAUACGGUAUUUCAUUUGUCUCUUCCUCUUCAAACUUUAAUUAAAUGACUGAACAAAACAAUAAAGUUGUUUGAAAUAUCAAA